Camellia sinensis is the source of this 739-nucleotide messenger RNA. NCBI's taxonomy places the organism in Eukaryota, Viridiplantae, Streptophyta, Magnoliopsida, Ericales, Theaceae. The record is from RefSeq and is a predicted model, not a curated record.
AUUCAAUGAGGUUUGUAUGCGACUUUGUAAGACAUCGUGGAAAGAUCAUAAAAGCAAGACAAAGUCCAAGUAUUGGGUUCCAUUCAAGAAUGAUCCGGACAUUGCUUCUACAGUACCUAGUAACAUAGUGCCAACCCAGUGGAGGAAACUUGUACAAUAUUGGGCGAGUAAAGAAGUGCAGGCGAUUGCUAAGAAGAAUUCUUCUAAUCGGGGAUUUCGUGGGCCUCCACAUACGACCGGAAGGACAUCUUUCUCAGAUAUUCGUUUCAAUAUGACACAUAAAGGAGAGCGAAUAGAUAAGAUGAGUCUUUGGAAGAGGACACACAACCUGAAUGAUCCUGAUGUGGUGGCAAUUGUGGUAUGUCUAUGGUUUACAUGUUUUUACACAUAUUUUGCUUUUUACCAAACAUUGUCCUUAUGUUUUCAAAAUGUAGGAGGAAUAUAAUGCGCAUCUUUGGAAAGUUCCUAAGGAGCAACAUACGAUUGAGUAUUGCGAUGGGAUUUACCAUAAAAUCCUUGGGAAGGAUGGACAUGGGUAUUGCAAGACCUAUGGGAGAGGAGUGCCCUAGAGUGCGGUGUAUGCGCGAGGAAGCGGCCCAUCCCAAUCAUUAGCAGCCCCUUCAUUUAUUGAUGAGAUCACACAGCGUGUGACACAAGACGUUGAGUCUAGGUUCAUUACGAUGAUCAAGAACCUAACGGCACGUGUUUUGUUCUUAGAGUCACAGGGUGUGGCUGGGAG